AUGAAGGUUGUUGACGUGGGUUGUGACCCCUCUGAGAUUUACCGACCAGAGGUCAAGACGGAGAAUGGGAAGCUGAAGGAGAACUACCGGAAUUUUAAGGAGGGGCCACUGAUGGACCGAGUGUUCAACACCUACCUGCUCAUGCACACCAACCAGACAGUGGAAUUUGUGCGGAAGAAGAAUGAGGAGUACGGGGGCUGUUGCCUUCGCCAGAUGACCAUCAUGGAAGCCUUGGACUUGCUGGACAACGUGGUGGACGAGUCGGACCCAGACGUGGACUUCCCCAACUCUUACCAUGCCUACCAGACAGCCGAGGGCAUCCGGAAGGCUCACCCUGACAAAGAUUGGUUCCACCUGGUCGGAUUGCUUCAUGACAUGGGGAAGGUCUUGGCCCUGGUUGGUGAGCCACAAUGGGCUGUGGUGGGCGAUACAUUUCCAGUGGGCUGCCAGGUGCAGGACUCUGUCGUCUUCCAGGACUCCACCUUCCACGACAACCCUGACAUGAAGAACCCCUUGUACAACACCAAGUAUGGGAUCUACCAGCCUCACUGUGGCUUGGAGAACGUGCUGAUGUCGUGGGGCCAUGAUGAAUAUAUGCACACGGUGAUGAAGCACAAUAACUUUGCCCUGCCUCCAGAGGCUUUCUACAUGAUCCGGUUCCACUCCUUCUACCCCUGGCACACGGGAGGCGACUACAUGCACCUGUGCUCCGAGGAGGAUCUCCACCUGCUGCCCUGGGUGAAGGAGUUCAAUAAGUUUGACCUGUACACCAAGUGUGAAGACUUGCCCAGUCCCCAGGAGCUCAAGCCGUACUACCAAAGCCUUAUAGACAAAUAUUGCCCGGGAAAAGUCUGCUGGUGAUGCCCAGGCCAGCUACCUCCGACUCCACCUCCAGCCCAUCUCUUUCCAGCUGGGAACUACUUGGUGGGGGAGAGCUCAGGGG
Hemicordylus capensis (graceful crag lizard) is the source of this 943-nucleotide messenger RNA. It is a transcript of the gene MIOX, whose product is annotated as myo-inositol oxygenase. The transcript is spliced from 10 exons. NCBI's taxonomy places the organism in Eukaryota, Metazoa, Chordata, Lepidosauria, Squamata, Cordylidae. The coding region runs from base 1 to 861 and encodes 286 amino acids. The record is from RefSeq and is a predicted model, not a curated record. Gene Ontology annotation, biological process: inositol catabolic process. Gene Ontology annotation, molecular function: iron ion binding; inositol oxygenase activity. Gene Ontology annotation, cellular component: cytoplasm.